AUGUUAAUGCCUGUGCAAGACCGUAAGCCUUCGGAAUUGCUGGACCCCUAUUACUUCAGCGUCCACGGCCAAUAUCCGGCCAAGUCGGUCAGUUUAUCCGAACGAUUAAAGAGCUGGGUGAACUUUAGCUCGGAUGGCCCAGGAAAGGCAACUACCCAAGCCAUAGUUAGCAACUGCUCUAACUACGGCUUUAUCCGCGUUCCCACAAGCUACCACGUGACUGCGUAUCUGGAGAAUAUUGAAACCGAAUUUGGAAUUACCGACAUCGAUAUCUCAUGCAAUUAUAGUGUGAUCAAGCCGCUUGCGGGUAUCGCACAAAUUAUUUAUGGAUCCUUCGAGUUGUAUCAAGCACGAGGAGAUCAGAUAUCCCGCUUCGGAUAUGCGGCAUACUAG
Molecule: messenger RNA, 393 nt
Organism: Morchella sextelata
Lineage: Eukaryota; Fungi; Ascomycota; Pezizomycetes; Pezizales; Morchellaceae
Exons: 2
Coding region: 1-393 (130 amino acids)
Source: RefSeq, a predicted model, not a curated record